GCAAUGAGCCAGGGGCGUGUUAAUUUUGAUAGCUAGAGAUGCCAGCUGUUGUGAUCGACGGUUCACUUUUGGAAGGGGGAGGACAGAUAUUAAGAAAUGCAGUUUCAAUGUCUUGCUUGUUGAAGAAACCCAUUAAUAUUAUUCAGAUACGGGCUGGUCGUAGUAAACCAGGCCUACGUCCUCAACACCUCACUGGAAUUCGCUUGUUGAGUGACAUUUGUCAAGGCAAUCUUGAAGGAGAUUCUGUUGGAUCCAUGUCAGUGAAAUUUCAACCAAAUUCUAUGAAGUUUGGAAGAUAUGUAGCAGAUACUCAAACAGCAGGGAGUACUGUACUACUUAUUCAGUCGUCUUUGCCAUGUCUUUUGUUCUCACCUGGACCGUGUGAAGUUAUUCUCAGGGGAGGAACGAAUGCUGAUAUGGCCCCUCAAAUAGACUACACUCUAAUGGUGUUUAAAGUCAUAGCAGAAAGAUUUGGUGUUCAGUUUGAAUGCAGGGUUUGUAGAAGAGGUUACUAUCCUAAAGGAGGAGGAGAGCUUCAAUUGUCAACAAAACCUGUUCCCUUUAUUAAAGCAGUGCAAAUUACGGACCGAGGUGAAGUGACAGAAGUUAGAGGACGAGCAUUUGUUGCUGGUGUAUUACCAGUGAAGGUAGCAGCAAGGAUGGCUCAUUCUGCUACCAGAAUGCUACAGCAGCAGCUCCCUAGUGUUUGUGUUCAUAUUGAAGUUGUGCAAGAGUCACGGGAAGCAGCUGUUGGUACAGGAACCGGUUUGAUAGUUGUGGCAGAGACUUCAACUGGCUGUCUCUUAGCAGGAUCUGCUUUAGGCAAAAAAGGUCAACCAGCAGAAGAUGUUGGAGAGACUGCUGCAAGGAUGCUCAUUGCCAAUUUAGAAAGUGGUGGGUGUGUAGAUGAAUAUUUACAGGAUCAAUUAAUUAUAUUUAUGGCGCUUGCCAAAGGAAAGUCACGAAUUCGCUGUGGUGCCAUUACUCUUCACACUGAAACUGCAAUUGAGAUAGCUCAACAGCUAACAGAGGCUAAGUUUAUGAUUGAGAAGGUGGCAACAGGCAGGCGGGAAGUAUUUGACAUUUGCUGUGAAGGAAUAGGACUCACAAUCAGUCAAUAAAUUGGACUACUUGCUAACAUCUGUCGUCUGGUGCUCUUGUAAUGCAGCAGCCCCAGAGCUGCAAACCAAUGGGCUGCUAGUAUUAACAUCUCGUAAUAGGAUAACUUUCUGAAAUUGUAUGCUCAUCAAACGAAUGAGCCCUUGUUAAAAAAUAUCAGUACAUAAAUGUAGUUCAGUUGUGCAUGC
Molecule: messenger RNA, 1307 nt
Organism: Corticium candelabrum
Lineage: Eukaryota; Metazoa; Porifera; Homoscleromorpha; Homosclerophorida; Plakinidae
Product: RNA 3'-terminal phosphate cyclase-like
Exons: 10
Coding region: 39-1121 (360 amino acids)
Biological process (GO): RNA processing
Cellular component (GO): nucleus
Molecular function (GO): RNA-3'-phosphate cyclase activity
Source: RefSeq, a predicted model, not a curated record